AUGGCUCAGACGGCGGACACCGAUCUUGCUCGAGUCUCGGGGUGUCCGCCGGGACCAGUGCCUGCACUCUCGCGACCUGAUGUCCACUCGUUGAUGCCUCUGCCUCGACUACCUUUGUUCCAUUCUCAUCAACUGCCGAAUUCGAGUUUUUCUGGUGGAGAAACGAGUGUAUCCGAGACGACAAACGAUGACGACGACCUUAUGUUUCCAGACCAAGGUACUCUUGGCUCAGAAUAUCCAACCAUGACUCCCUAUAGACGGGGAGCGACCCUGCAAGAGGGGGUAAAUGGUGAUGGUGAUGGUGAUGGUGAUGGUGAUGGUGGGCUAUAUUUUUCCUCUGCAAACAACAGCAUCGGCGGUCCUCGAAACACAUUGAUCGGUGGUAUUGAACACAUGUCACCACGACUUGGACGUCAGCGUGAUUUCGAACGCAGCAAUGCGUAUUAUACUUGGUUGAUGGCUUCGCAGGCUGCAGGGCCAAGUAACAACAAUAACAACAUGGUCAACAGUGCAAGUACCAGUACCGGUUCCAGCAACACCAGUUCAAUCACCAACAUGUCCAUGUCCAUGUCCAUACACAUGGCCAACACAACAACAGGCAUCCAUACUCUCUCCCUCGAAGAAUACAUCGAAUCCUGGGAUUGGGACACCCAAUUACAAGUAAUGAAUCAAUCUGCAACAUACGACACAUAUGUGGAUUGGAGUUGA
Molecule: messenger RNA, 708 nt
Organism: Exophiala mesophila
Lineage: Eukaryota; Fungi; Ascomycota; Eurotiomycetes; Chaetothyriales; Herpotrichiellaceae
Exons: 1
Coding region: 1-708 (235 amino acids)
Source: RefSeq, a predicted model, not a curated record